UCUCCCACUCUCCUCUGGCUCCUGGUGAGGCAGUGACCUUGUAAGCCCAGCUGGAGGUCGACAGAGACAGAGAUACGAGUGAGGGAGACAGAAGAAGAAGAAGAAGGCGACAGAGCCCAGGCUAAAGAGAAUGAAAUCUCUCCUGACUUCCCGCAUUGGGUCCCUCCGAUUCUUCUCCACCUCCACUACCCAGCAGAUGAAAAACAGAGUCCCCGAAUACCAAAAGCUCUUCCAGGAGGACAACGGCCUGCCCGUGCAUCUCAAAGGAGGGACCACAGAUGCAUUGAUGUACCGCCUCUCCAUGAGCCUCAGCAUCUUUGGGGUUGCCUAUUGCGUCUUUGAACUGUACCGAGCUGCUAAUCCAAAGAAGAAGUCAGAAUGAAGCUUGCAGGGGCAAAGCUGGACGUUCAGCCCCCUCCCACAUAUGAUCCAUCCCUCCUGCUCCCCCCUCCCUUUUUAGCCACUGCAGCAAAGAGAAGGACAUAAAACAUAUUUUGUGGAGGAGCGGGAAUCACCAAACCUGUAGAUUAUUAGGAAAAGUUUCUUCAAAAUAUACAUAGAUACAAUCCUUUUAGUAACAUAAAGAAAUAAAUAAACAAAAAAGACAAGAUUUGUCCAUCCUUAAAAAAUGCCUUGUUUUUUUUAAAAAAACCACCUCACUUACAUCACAAAUUUGGAAAAUUGUAACAAAAUAGGAAUAUCAAAAUUCACAGUGCCAAGUUGCAAUUUAAACCAGGCCAUGCAUGCGUAGGUAUGAGGAUAGGAGGUUGCCCUGUACUAAAUCAAGACUGUUUGCCCAUCUAGCUCAGUAAUGUCCACUCCAGCAUUCAUCAAGCUGGUGCCUUCCAGUUAUUUUGCAUUAUAGCCAGUGGAAACUGGUGGCUCCGAGGUCAGUGGGGCAGCGAAUCCUCUCCGGGUUUUAGUCUGAACUUUCAAGAAGCUGCCCAAGGUGCUGAAAGCCUUUCCGUUGUUUUGCACCUUGGACAGCUCCUAGGUUGUUCGGAGUAAAACCAGCCUCCACUGACUACAACUCCCAUCAGCCCCAGCCCACACAUUGCAGACCAAAAGAGGUGGAGGACACCAGGUUGAUCAGUGCUGAUCUACUCUGACUGGCAGUGGCUCUGCAAGAUCUCAGGCAAAAAAAAGUUAUUUCUCCUCACUUGCUACCUGAUCCUUUGAAAACAGUGGUGCCAGAGACUGAAUGUGGGACCUUCUGCCUGCCAAGCAGUGCUCUGCCACUGAACUAUGGUCCCUCUCCAGAUGUUGUCUGUAGGUGUGGGUAUUGUGUAUCAAACAGAAUAUGCUUGAGAGAUACUAAAGCAUCAUCAUUCCCACCCCUGGCUUAAAAUGAAAGAGAAUUUAAUACAAAUAACUCAUAAAACUGAGCAGCAUGAACAUUUAUCCUACAGUUAGAGUUAAAGGUUGGUUUUACUUUAUUUACUUAUCGGUAUUUAAAAAAAAAUAAAACGUAAACAGGAGAAA
This is a messenger RNA of Rhineura floridana, 1482 nucleotides long. Its product is annotated as cytochrome c oxidase subunit 7A2, mitochondrial-like. The transcript has 4 exons. Gene Ontology annotation, biological process: mitochondrial respirasome assembly; regulation of oxidative phosphorylation; mitochondrial electron transport, cytochrome c to oxygen. The coding region runs from base 131 to 382 and encodes 83 amino acids. Lineage: Eukaryota; Metazoa; Chordata; Lepidosauria; Squamata; Rhineuridae. The record is from RefSeq and is a predicted model, not a curated record.